Molecule: messenger RNA, 1626 nt
Organism: Beta vulgaris subsp. vulgaris (sugar beet)
Lineage: Eukaryota; Viridiplantae; Streptophyta; Magnoliopsida; Caryophyllales; Amaranthaceae
Product: carbon catabolite repressor protein 4 homolog 4
Exons: 10
Coding region: 182-1360 (392 amino acids)
Molecular function (GO): poly(A)-specific ribonuclease activity
Source: RefSeq, a predicted model, not a curated record
AAUAAUUUGUGUAGUUCUUGAGAAGAUAGCCAGCGACUGCAAAUAAUUAUCAAUCUCCAAACCGCAACUUUCGUAGUAGCUCUACCAACACCCAGAAAUAGUUUAAAGAGAAUUAGAGUGGGGAAGUUGACAAACUUUAUAAAAUUCUCAAACUAAAAACAUUCACUCGAAAUUCAAUCUCAUGUUGUUGAGGACCUUUCCCUUGCUUCCUCGUUUGCCUUUCUCUUGUUCUCCAAGAUUUCCUUUUGCUGCGAUGUCUGCAGAAGCAGGACCAUUGUGUCCUAAGUUUAUUCCUGUGGAGCAAAGUGAAAUUACUUCAAUCAGCAGCUCUGAAGCAUACAAAUUCAGUGUUGUCUCAUAUAACAUAUUGGCACAGGUAUUUGUGAAGAGUUCGUAUUUCCCACACUCCCCAAAACCUUGCCUCAGAUGGAAGGCUCGUUCCCGAGCUGUUUUAACUGUUCUAGGAGAUCUCAGUGCUGAUUUUCUCUGCUUACAGGAGUUAGAUGAAUAUGAUAGCUUUUAUAGAGAGAAUACGGAAAAACUUGGAUACUCAAGCAUCUAUAUCCAAAGAAGUGGUCAAAAACGUGAUGGUUGCGGAAUCUUUUACAAGCAUUCCAGUGCAGAAUUCAUCUUACAAGAGAACAUUGAAUACAAUGAUCUCGUGAAAUCUAUUGAAGGUGAAACAGACACGAGCGUGGCAGAUAGUGUUGUCGCAGUAGCUAAAAGAAAUGCAAAUGGUGAAGAAACUCAAGGUUCGACAGUGAAAGAUGCUAAAGAGGAACGUGGAGAUCCUAAUGAUCCUCGUGUCAGAUUAAAGCGUGAUUGUGUUGGAAUUAUGGCUGCAUUUAGACUAAAGGAUAUUUCUCGACAUCUUAUCAUUAUUGCAAAUACACAUAUUUAUUGGGACCCAGAAUGGGCUGAUGUUAAGUUGGCUCAAGCUAAAUAUCUCCUGUCACGCCUAAAUCAAUUCAAAACUCAGGUUGCCGAAAGAUAUGAUUGUAUACCUUCUGUUAUUGUGACUGGAGACUUCAACUCUACACCUGGAGACCAGGUGUACAAUUACCUAAUCUCAGGCAGCUCUUUCUCGGAGCCUACCGUUGAAUGUCCAGAUGAGUUACCCAUGCCUCUGUGCAGUGUCCACGCCUGUACAAGAGGAGAACCGGCGUUCACCAACUGCACCCCUGGUUUUACUGGUACAUUGGAUUACAUAUUCUUUUCGCCCUCCAACUGCAUAAAACCUGUGAGUUUCCUUCAACUUCCUGAUGCAGAUUCUCCCUCUGUGGUUGGCGGGCUGCCAAACUAUCAACAUCCCAGUGACCAUCUGCCCAUUGGUGCCGAAUUUCAAGUCCUUAUUGAAUAGCAUUACCUGUUUUUUGGCUUCUAGAUUUUUACUUUCUUAUUUUAUAUGCUCUCUUUUUCCCAAAGCCGUGCCAGAAUUUCUGUAUUAUGAUUUAUGUUUUGACAAAAUGGUCUAUAAGAUUUCCUUGACCCCAUUUUCAAUUCCAAUUUGCCCAAAUAGUGUAUUCCCCCUUAUUGGUUAAUACAGAAACCUCAAAUGCUGUAAUAGUCGCAAUGAAUCCCAUUAAAACCUCCAGGCCACUAAGACCUCACCUGGAAAUUAUGUUA